UGUCUUUACAACAUAUUUCAAUGCUUCAUCAAAGACGCAAAAGUCACAAGCUGUUCCUUUCUUGACACUUUCUCCCAGCUUGACCAAAGAAAGUUCCACAAUUUCCAACUAAAGAGAUAAGUCUUCCUCCAUUAUUAUUGCUCCUCACAUUUAACCGUUUUCCGUAUUCCCUUUUCUACACAUAUUCAGCCCCAAAUUAAGAUCCUCAAAAUUUUCAAGUCAGCUAUGGAGAUUGACACAGCCAACAGUACUAUAUCGAAUUCUUCUGUUAGAGACAGCCUCCUUGUGGAGCAGGAUCAAACAUCACGACGCAAAAAGAAGCUUAAAUUCAUCAUCAUUUUACUCAUCGUUUUCACUUUCAUCAUCGGAGCCAUAAUCUCUGUUUUCACGACAAUGAAACAGGACUUCGAGUCAAAGUCACCAGCCAAGAACCCAACCAUGGCAAUCAGAUCCAUCUGCUCGUUGACUCAGUACCCUACUACAUGCUUCAAGUCCUUAUCUCCUAUCUAUAAGAACAACCCAUCAUCCAAAAUCAACGCAUCUCGAAUUUUCUCUUUCUCGUUCCACACAGCCAUAGAUGAACUCAACAAACUUUCUACGCUCUUAUCAGAGUCAAACGACAGGUCCCUCAAACACUGUGAAUCUAUGUUCAACGACUCAGUUCGUCAAUUGAACAGCUAUUUAGCGACUUUGGAUGUUAAUUUUCGUAAUGAGCUAAGCUUCGUUGUAUCGAAAAGCUUGAGAGAAUUGAUGGGGUGGUUAUAUAGAGAAACGCCAAAACUUGAAGUUUGUCUGAAUAAGUUGAGGUUCGAGUAUAUGUUGAGCAGUAGACGAGUACUGAGCAAUAGCUUAACGAUUCUGAGCAAUAUGGAGAGUGUUUCUGAGAUGUUUUAUCCAAUAAUUGGAAGUGAUCAAAGUAUGGUUGCUUCUUUUCUGUCUAAUGUACAAUUUGUGGAUACCCUCUGUAUAUUUGGGGUACAGUACAUUCUCUUAGUAUUUUUGUUUUGUCUGCUUUUACGCCUACUCUGAUUCGGGUAAUUAAUUGAUUCCAACAUUAUUUCUCUUGAGUUUGAGUGUGAUAAUAUCCGUGUACCUAAAUGUUGUACACAGAAAUUUCAAACUACUUGAAAAACUACUUACAUC
Messenger RNA from Nicotiana attenuata, 1143 nucleotides. Its product is annotated as putative pectinesterase/pectinesterase inhibitor 26. Gene Ontology annotation, molecular function: enzyme inhibitor activity. The coding region runs from base 226 to 1029 and encodes 267 amino acids. Lineage: Eukaryota; Viridiplantae; Streptophyta; Magnoliopsida; Solanales; Solanaceae. The transcript has a single exon. The record is from RefSeq and is a predicted model, not a curated record.